AUGGGCGGGCUGAUAAUCUUGGCUUUGGCCUUGUGCAUGGCCCAUCAAGGCGUCGAGGCUGCACCUAUGCCUCGCUCCCCGCUUGCGUCGGCGUCCAGUGUCGAGCCUAGUCGCGAACAGCACGACAACUCGGAUCCAAAGCUACCCGAAAAAUACGUGGGUUGCUACAACUCACAUGUUGUAGAGUAUUUCCCAACUUUGACUCUAGAGGCUCGAACUCGAGUCAGCCGAUUUUUUCACAAAACCAAUACUACCUGUGACGAUGUUCAAUCCAUCGACUUUGAUGCAAAUGGCAUGGUGUGUUCCUUGCAACACCUGUUCACAGAUUUUUUGCUUUGCUCCAUGUUUGGCUCAUCAAAGAGCAUUCCUUUGCUGUCCUCGCUUCCUGGCUCUCCUUAUGUUUUGUACCUUGAUUUCAAUGGUCAUAACACGACUUCGGAUUCCGCUUGGGGAGCAUUCAGUGCCUACGCGUUCUCCUUGGACAAUGACUUUGAAAGCUUCUCCAGUGCCGAGCAAGACUUUAUCACAAGCGUUUGGGCGCGCGUGGCCGAGGAUUUUGCGCCAUGGCAGAUAGAUGUGACAACGAUUGAACCUGCGACCUUCACACCCUUCACCGCACAUGCUUUAAUCACCCGCACAACCACGACCACAAAUGAGUACAUGCCUUACGGCUCGUUGAGUAUUGGUGGCGUGGCUUAUACGGAUGUUUAUGGUUACAGUAACUACCAAACAGUGUAUGCUCCGGCCCUGAUUUACUACAAUCGCCUGGCCAACCUCGCGUCCUUUACCGCCGAAGCCACAAGCCACGAGGUGGGACACAAUUUCGGACUAUUGCACGACGGUGCAGGAAACUCAACAUACUAUGGUGGCGAUCGCGAUCCCACCGAUCCAACCAGCUGGGGCCCAAUUAUGGGCACAGGCUAUUAUAAUAGCGUAACCCAAUGGGAGAACGGCGAGAACAUCGUCAAUCCGACCAACCUGGAAGAUGACGUGGCCAUCAUUGGGAGCCUGGUUCCUGUUCGUGUUGAUGAAGCUGGUGACACUCCAGCCACAGCAGCCUCGUGCACUCGUCUCGAUAGCUACAAUGCAGUCGCUUCGGGUAUCAUCUCAUCCCGCACUGACGUGGAUGUUUGGUCAUUUGUGGCCUCUGCCUCAAGCACUAUCACCGUGCUUGCCAAACCAUGGUAUUCUGCAACAGAAACAGCAGGCAACAAUUUGGACAUUGGACUGCGCCUAUUAGAUGAGAGUGGGAAUGUGCUAACCGUCGACAACCCCAGCGACCAAACUUACGUUCUCCUGUGGUUUGAUACUAACAAAUCAGCAGAAACGUUCUACGUGGAAAUUCAGGGUGUGGGCGAUCCAGACUCCACUUUCAGUCAAUGCAACAAGCUCGUCGUCUUCAACCACCUCGACAAGUUCGUCGUCUUCAACGAGCUCCACAAGCUCGACAAGCUCGACAAGCUCAACAAGCUCAUCAAGCUCAUCAAGCUCAACAAGCUCAACAAGCUCGACAAGCUCAACAAGCUCAACAAGCUCAACAAGCUCAUCAAGCUCAACAAGCUCAACAAGCUCGUCAUCUUCAACGAGCUCCACAAGCUCCACAAGCUCAACAAGUUCGUCGUCUUCAACAAGUUCGUCGUCUUCAACCACCUCGACAAGCUCGUCGUCUUCAACGAGCUCAACAAGCUCGACAAGCUCGACAAGCUCGACAAGCUCAACAAGCUCAUCAAGCUCAACAAGCUCAUCAAGCUCAACAAGCUCAUCAAGCUCAUCAAGCUCAUCAAGCUCAACAAGCUCAACAAGCUCAACAAGCUCAACAAGCUCAACAAGCUCAACAAGCUCGACAAGCUCGACAAGCUCAACAAGCUCAACAAGCUCAUCAAGCUCAUCAAGCUCAACAAGCUCAACAAGCUCAACAAGCUCAACAAGCUCGACAAGCUCGACAAGCUCAACAAGCUCGACAAGAUCGACAAGCUCAACAAGCUCGACAAGAUCGACAAGCUCAACAAGCUCGUCGUCUUCAACCACCUCGACAAGCUCGUCGUCUUCAACCACCUCGACAAGCUCGACAAGCUCGACAAGCUCAACAAGCUCAUCAAGCUCAACAAGCUCCACAAGCUCGACAAGCUCGACAAGCUCAACAAGCUCAUCAAGCUCAUCAAGCUCAACAAGCUCAACAAGCUCGACAAGCUCGACAAGCUCGACAAGCUCAACAAGCUCGUCGUCUUCAACCACCUCGACAAGCUCGUCGUCUUCAACGAGCUCCACAAGCUCCACAAGCUCGACAAGCUCAUCAAGCUCCACAAGCUCGACAAGCUCGACAAGCUCGACAAGCUCAACAAGCUCAUCAAGCUCAUCAAGCUCAACAAGCUCAACAAGCUCCACAAGCUCAACAAGCUCAUCAAGCUCAUCAAGCUCAACAAGCUCAACAAGCUCGACAAGCUCGACAAGCUCAACAAGCUCGUCGUCUUCAACCACCUCGACAAGCUCGUCGUCUUCAACGAGCUCCACAAGCUCGACAAGCUCGACAAGCUCAACAAGCUCAACAAGCUCAUCAAGCUCAUCAAGCUCAUCAAGCCCAGCAAGCUCAUCAAGCUCAACAAGCUCAACAAGCUCAUCAAGCUCAACAAGCUCAACAAGCUCGUCGUCUUCAACGAGCUCCACAAGCUCGACAAGCUCGACAAGCUCAACAAGCUCAUCAAGCUCAUCAAGCUCAACAAGCUCAACAAGCUCGACAAGCUCGACAAGCUCAACAAGCCCAACAAGCUCAUCAAGCUCAACAAGCUCAACAAGCUCAUCAAGCUCAACAAGCUCAACAAGCUCGUCAUCUUCAACGAGCUCCACAAGCUCCACAAGCUCAACAAGUUCGUCGUCUUCAACCACCUCGACAAGCUCGUCGUCUUCAACGAGCUCGACAAGCUCGACAAGCUCGACAAGCUCAUCCAGCUCAACCACUUCGACAAGCUCAACAAGCUCAUCCAGCUCAACCACCUCGACAAGCUCAACAAGCUCAACAAGCUCGACAAGCUCGACAAGAUCGACAAGCUCAACAAGCUCGUCGUCUUCAACAAGCUCGUCGUCUUCAACCACCUCGACAAGCUCGUCGUCUUCAACAAGCUCCACGACUUCCACAAGCUCAACAGGAUCAUCGUCAUCAAGCACCUCGACAAGGACCUCAAGGACCUCAAGCACCUCAACAAGCUCCACUUCAACCACCUCUACCACAUCCACCUCUUCAACAAGCUCAACAAGCUCAACAAGCACCUCAACAAGCUCGAGCACCUCAAGCACUUCAACCACCUCAAGCACCUCAUUCACCUCCACCUCUUCAACAAGCUCAACAAGCCCAACAAGCUCAGCCACAGUGUUCUCGGAUACUUUUCCGAGCUGCGUGAGAUUAGUGGUGGGUUGUAUGUUACACAGCAACCUGCACUUACAACUCUCAGGGGAUUGGAUAGCUUACAAUAUGUCGGUGGAGACCUCAAGAUCUCUUCUAUGUCGUCUUUGCACAAUUUGAGUGGCUUGCAUGGGACCCAGUUGGUGGUCGGUGGACGCAUAGUGAUUGAGCAGCUACCAGCUUUGACUUCGCUCGCCGCCUUGGAAGGCAUUACCGUGCUAGGGGCAUGCGAGAUUGACACGGCCUCGCUGCCCUCUUGCAUUGGAGUAUGUUCUUGCGAUGCAAUCAAUCUGAUUGGACCCACGAGCACAACCUCAACCACAUCCACCACGAGCACCUCAACGACUUCACUACUCGAACGCGUGGGUCCCAUCUACUGCAACAAUGCAUUGGCCUUGGCCGGGGUGCGAUAUAUGGCACUGGGAUUGGAUGUGCUAUCUGGCUCCAUCAUCUUGGUCAAUGGCUGUAACAUGCCAGCUACUGUGUUUUCCGCAUUUGCCGAUUUGAAAAUUGUGGAAGGGGACCUUGAGUUACGAUGGCAGCCGGCUAUCUCCAGUCUGGAGCCACUUGAGCAGUUGCAAAGUGUCGGCUCGUUCAUUUUGGAGCAGAUGAAUGGGCUGACAACGCUGCAUGGGCUAUCCGCAUCAACAUUGCGGAUUGACGGUGACCUCAAAAUUCUCAACAAUGCCGCGCUCACAUCGAUUGAAGCACUGGCUGGUGUUUCGGUCACGGGCAAGUGCAUCAUUGCACACAAUCCCAAAUGUGAUGACUGCACCGGCAACACUUUGCUGCCUAGCCUGCAUGGCUUAGAUAGCCUCUCUUACAUCAAGAACUCAGUGACAUUAAAGUCCAACAAUUUGCAAAGUCUAUCAGGUUUAGAGGCUUUGACCUUUAUUGGCGUCUUGACAAUUGGUGAUCGCCUUGAAUUGCGAUCUCUGGCCAAGCUAACAACCACGGCAGGGCUGGGCCCGGUUGCGUCCCUUCAAGAGUUAACAUUGUACAACCUUCCUGAGCUGACCGACAUUUCAAGUCUGGCCUCGCUGACUUAUGUUGGAGAACUUGAUAUUCGUAACACGGCACUGACCAACGUCAGCGCGUUGGUUGGGCUCGUUACAGAGGACUGCACCAUCGAGCUUGCAUCGUGUGAUGCAGAGGCAGCUUGUACAUGUGAUGAUCUGUGA
This is a messenger RNA of Monosiga brevicollis MX1, 4578 nucleotides long. RefSeq lists its product as uncharacterized. Gene Ontology annotation, molecular function: metallopeptidase activity. The record is from RefSeq and is a predicted model, not a curated record. The transcript is spliced from 7 exons. NCBI's taxonomy places the organism in Eukaryota, Choanoflagellata, Craspedida, Salpingoecidae. Bases 1 to 4578 code for a protein of 1525 amino acids.